CAGCGGCCCCGGGGAGGGGUGGGGGACAUAGCGGCGGCGGCAGCCCCAGCCCUCCGAGAGACCGCGGGAAGGGAGGGCGGGCGGGAGGGUGCCGGGGGGACGGCCCCCCGCCGUUCCGACCGCUGUGGGCCUAGCCUCCCGCUCCCACCUCCCUUCCAUCGGCCGGGGCUAGGAUACCCCCAAAUCCUGUCGCCCCCUUGGCACCGACACCCCGACAGAGACAGAGACACAGCCUGCCGCCACCGCCGCUGCCGCAGCCUGGCUGGGGAGGGGGCCGGCCCCCCAGGCCCCCCACCCCUCUGAGGUGGCCAGGAUGGAGCUGUGGCCGGGGGCAUGGACGGUGCUGCUGCUGCUGCUGCUGCUCUUGCUGCCCACCCUGUGGUUCUGCGCCCCCAGUGCCAAGUACUUCUUCAAGAUGGCCUUUUACAACGGCUGGAUCCUCUUCCUGGCCGUGCUCGCCAUCCCUGUGUGCGCCGUGCGAGGACGCAACGUUGAGAACAUGAAGAUCUUGCGUCUAAUGCUGCUCCACGUCAAAUACCUGUAUGGGAUCCGAGUAGAGGUGCGAGGGACUCAACACUUCCCUCCCUCGCAGCCCUAUGUCGUGGUCUCCAACCACCAGAGCUCCCUCGACCUGCUUGGGAUGAUGGAGGUCCUGCCAGGCCGCUGCGUGCCCAUUGCCAAGCGCGAGCUGCUGUGGGCGGGCUCCGCCGGGCUGGCCUGCUGGCUGGCCGGAGUCAUCUUCAUCGACCGGAAGCGCACAGGGGACGCCAUCAGUGUCAUGUCCGAGGUUGCCCAGACCCUGCUUACCCAGGACGUGAGAGUGUGGGUUUUUCCUGAAGGGACGAGAAACCACAACGGCUCCAUGCUGCCCUUCAAACGCGGCGCCUUCCACCUCGCAGUACAGGCCCAGGUUCCCAUCGUGCCCAUCGUCAUGUCCUCCUACCGCGACUUCUACUGCAAGAAAGAGCGCCGCUUCACCUCAGGGCGGUGUCAGGUGCGGGUGCUGCCCCCAGUGCCCACAGAAGGGCUGGCACCGGAUGACGUCCCCGCUCUGGCUGACAGAGUCCGGCACUCCAUGCUCACCGUCUUCCGGGAAAUCUCCACCGAUGGCCGGGGAGGUGGCGACUGUCUGAAGAAGCCCGGGGGGUUGGGCGAGGCCCAGCUCUGAGCUCCCCAUCUGUCCCCCUCUUCCUCCUCACACCCACCGACCCGGUGGCCCUGGGGAGGUCACCCCUCCUCCACUCAUGCUCCCCCUCCUCUUUCAAUCUUCAACGUCGGAGUGAACGUGGACACCGUAGUCCUCCCCGCCCCCGCCCCCGCCCCAGGGACUCUCCUGCCUUGCUCAGUGUCCGCUGAGCCCCCCCUCCUGCCAUCUUGUCUGUGACGUUGCCUCCCCCUCACUUGAGUGGCCCUUCCGACACGAGAGUGGGGGCCGUUCCAUCUCUUCCCAUCCCCGGUGGACUCUCCCUUUGCGUUCUCUCCCUCUCCGCUCCACGUUGGCCAGUGGACUCGUUCUGUGGAACAAUCCACCCCUUUCCCCCAAGUCCACGGAUUCAGUAGACUCAUCCACUUGGGAGGAGGACGUCUCGCCCUGUGGCUGGAAGCUGAUACCAGGAGCGCAGCGCCCAGGCUCCUCCUGGGAACCUGCCUCAGCACCUUCACACUCCCUGCCGGUGGGGUGGACUCUUCUAACUCAGAGGUCUCAUCCCUGCCCUUGCCCAGACGCCCAGGGUCGAGCACACUCCUGGCUGCCAGUUCGGUCUCCAAGUUCCUGCUUCCUCGGUCCCGUGGUACAAUUCUUCAGCGGUCCGGACCCACCCAGCCCCCGGCACCAUCCUAACCAGACCGUGGGGGAGGAGGCAGACCUUAGGUGCUGUGCUCACUGCUCCCUGGGGAGUUGGGGAAGGAACUGGACCUGGCUGGAGGGGAGAGGAGGGCAUUUAAUUUAUUUCUCUUUGUUUUGAGGCUUUCCCGCUCCGAGCUGGUUUUCAUUUCCCAGAAGUGGCAUUGGCCGCUCCCUGCCUCCCACUCCAGACCUGUUCCCACCACUGGGGAGGUGGGCUGGGAGCAAGAGGGUGGGACCCAGUUUUGUGUGGUUGGUUUUUAUUAAUUAUCUGGAUAACAGCAAGCAAGUGAGAAUAAAGAGAGCGAAAUGUG
Molecule: messenger RNA, 2157 nt
Organism: Chinchilla lanigera (long-tailed chinchilla)
Lineage: Eukaryota; Metazoa; Chordata; Mammalia; Rodentia; Chinchillidae
Gene: Agpat1
Product: 1-acylglycerol-3-phosphate O-acyltransferase 1
Exons: 7
Coding region: 314-1168 (284 amino acids)
Biological process (GO): phosphatidic acid biosynthetic process
Cellular component (GO): membrane; endoplasmic reticulum
Molecular function (GO): 1-acylglycerol-3-phosphate O-acyltransferase activity
Source: RefSeq, a predicted model, not a curated record